ACUACCAAAAAGGCAGGGUCACCGAGUAGACAAAGAUCGGUCACGGUCAGGGGUGGCCACCUGCUUCUGGGGCCCUAGAUCGUAGCACUAGAGCAGGACGACGUACAACAGCCUCAGGCCUGGCGGCCCAGCCUCUUUCCACCCGGGGGAGGGAUCGAGGGAGGGCGGACGGCGGGACCGCCCCCGGCCCCAGCUCCAGCCUGGUCCCCAAGCCGCGCGCGGCCACGGCCGCUGCCAGGGGGAGGCGAGAGGCUCCUCCCUGGAGCAGAGAAACCAGUUUGUCCGGUCGGGCAGAGCGGAGGGAAAAGGGCUGCCGCCUAGGAAGGGCGCACGGACGCGGGGCGGGGGGAAGGCGGGGAGACCUUGGCGAGCCACGAGAGCCGGAGGAGUCGCGGCCAACUGGACAGGCUUCCCGGGGCCCCUGGCCAGCCCCUGAGUGCCAUGCAGCGCUAGCGCAGCCGCAGCGCCGGGGCCGGGCGGGAGGUGGCCAGGUGCGCACCAGCGUCGGACGAGCCUCGGAGCACCGCGCACCCCACGGAUGCCCAAGCCGGGGCCCAGUGAGCACUAGGUAGUUCCAAUUUGCCAGCAGAAUGAACACAGAAAGAGACUCUGAAACAACCUUUGAUGAGGAGUCUCAGCCCAACGAUGAAGUGGUUCCCUACAGUGAUGAUGAAACCGAAGACGAACUUGAAGACCAGGGGCCUGCAGUUGAACCAGAACAGAAUCGUGUCAACAGAGAAGCCGAGAAAAAGAGAGAGACAUUCCGGAAAGAUUGCACGUGGCAAGUCAAAGCAAAUGACCGAAAGUUCCACGAACAACCUCAUUUUAUGAACACCAAGUUCUUUUGUAUUAAGGAGAGCAAAUAUGCGAGUAAUGCAAUUAAAACAUACAAGUACAAUGGAUUUACCUUUCUGCCCAUGAAUCUGUUUGAGCAGUUUAAGAGAGCAGCCAACUUCUACUUCCUGAUCCUCCUGAUCUUGCAGGCAAUUCCUCAAAUCUCCACCCUGGCAUGGUACACCACACUUGUACCUCUGCUUCUGGUGCUGGGCAUCACAGCAAUCAAAGACCUGGUAGAUGAUGUGGCUCGCCAUAAAAUGGACAAGGAAAUCAACAAUAGGACGUGUGAAGUCAUUAAGGAUGGCAGGUUCAAAAGCAUCAAGUGGAAAGAUAUCCAGGUUGGAGAUGUCAUCCGUCUGAAAAAGAAUGACUUUAUUCCAGCUGACAUCCUGCUGUUGUCCAGCUCAGAGCCUAACAGCCUCUGCUAUGUAGAAACAGCUGAGCUCGACGGAGAAACCAAUUUGAAGUUCAAAAUGGCCCUGGAAAUCACAGACCAAUAUCUCCAAAUAGAAGAUAACUUGGCUACAUUUGAUGGUUUCAUCGAAUGUGAAGAACCAAAUAAUCGGUUAGACAAGUUCACGGGAACGCUGUUUUGGAGGAACCAAAGUUUUCCUUUGGAUGCCGAUAAAAUCCUGUUACGGGGCUGUGUGAUUAGGAACACCGAUGUCUGCCAUGGCUUGGUCAUUUUUGCAGGUGCUGACACAAAGAUAAUGAAGAAUAGUGGAAAAACCAGAUUUAAGAGAACUAAAAUUGAUUACUUGAUGAACUACAUGGUGUACACGAUCUUUAUUGUUCUCAUCCUGGUUUCUGCCGGCCUUGCCAUUGGUCAUGCAUAUUGGGAAGCACAAGUUGGCAAUUAUUCCUGGUACCUCUAUGAUGGAGAAAAUGCCACACCAUCCUACCGGGGUUUCCUGAAUUUCUGGGGCUACAUCAUUGUAUUAAACACCAUGGUUCCUAUCUCUCUCUAUGUCAGUGUGGAAGUGAUCCGUCUGGGACAGAGUCAUUUCAUCAACUGGGACCUGCAGAUGUACUACGCUGAGAAGGACACUCCUGCCAAGGCGAGGACCACCACACUGAAUGAGCAGCUAGGGCAGAUUCAUUACAUCUUCUCUGACAAGACAGGGACACUCACACAAAAUAUCAUGACCUUCAAAAAGUGCUGCAUUAACGGGAACAUCUAUGGAGACCAUCGAGAUGCUUCUCAACACAGCCACAGCAAAAUAGAGCUAGUGGAUUUCAGCUGGAAUACAUUUGCUGACGGAAAGCUUGCAUUUUACGACCAUUACCUUAUUGAGCAAAUCCAGUCAGGGAAAGAGCCAGAAAUCCGACAGUUCUUCUUUUUGCUUUCGAUUUGCCAUACGGUCAUGGUGGACAGAAUUGAUGGUCAGAUCAACUACCAGGCGGCCUCUCCUGACGAAGGCGCCCUGGUAAACGCCGCCAGGAACUUCGGCUUUGCCUUUCUCGCCAGGACGCAGAACACCAUCACCGUCAGCGAACUGGGCACAGAAAGGACCUACAGUGUGCUUGCCAUUUUGGACUUCAACAGCGACCGGAAGCGGAUGUCUAUCAUCGUGAGGACCCCAGAAGGUAGUAUCAGGCUGUACUGUAAAGGUGCUGACACCGUGAUUUAUGAACGGCUCCAUCGGAUGAAUCCUAUGAAGCAGGAAACACAGGAUGCCCUGGAUAUCUUUGCAAGUGAGACUCUCAGAACCCUGUGCCUGUGCUACAAGGAAAUUGAAGAAAAAGAAUUUGCAGAAUGGAAUAAGAAGUUUAUGGCUGCCAGUGUGGCCUCAAGCAACCGAGAUGAAGCUUUGGAUAAAGUGUACGAGGAAAUUGAGAGGGACCUGAUUCUCUUGGGAGCCACUGCUAUUGAAGACAAGCUACAGGAUGGAGUCCCAGAAACCAUUUCAAAACUUGCAAAAGCUGACAUUAAGAUCUGGGUACUUACUGGAGACAAAAAGGAAACUGCGGAAAACAUAGGUUUUGCCUGUGAACUUCUGACAGAAGACACUACCAUCUGCUAUGGGGAGGACAUAAAUUCUCUUCUUCAUACCAGGAUGGAGAAUCAGAGAAACAGAGGUGGAGUCUCUGCAAAAUUUGCACCCCCUGUGUACGAACCCUUUUUUCCACCUGGAGAAAACCGUGCCUUAAUCAUCACUGGCUCCUGGUUGAAUGAAAUCCUUCUAGAGAAAAAGACCAAGAGAAGUAAGAUCCUGAAGCUGAAAUUCCCAAGGACAGAGGAGGAGAGGCGGAUGCGGAGCCAGAGUCGGAGACGGCUGGAAGAGAAGAAAGAGCAGAGGCAGAAGAACUUCGUGGACCUGGCCUGUGAGUGCAGCGCUGUCAUCUGCUGCCGUGUCACCCCCAAGCAGAAGGCCAUGGUGGUGGACCUGGUGAAGAGGUACAAGAAGGCCAUCACGCUGGCCAUCGGAGACGGGGCCAAUGAUGUGAACAUGAUCAAAACUGCCCACAUUGGUGUUGGAAUAAGUGGACAAGAAGGAAUGCAGGCUGUCAUGUCCAGUGACUAUUCUUUUGCUCAGUUCAGAUAUCUGCAGAGGUUGCUGCUGGUCCACGGCCGGUGGUCUUACAUAAGGAUGUGCAAGUUCCUACGAUACUUCUUUUACAAGAACUUUGCGUUUACUUUAGUUCAUUUCUGGUACUCCUUCUUCAAUGGCUACUCGGCCCAGACGGCGUAUGAGGACUGGUUUAUCACCCUCUACAAUGUGCUCUACUCCAGUUUGCCGGUGCUCCUCAUGGGACUGCUUGAUCAGGACGUGAGUGACAAGCUGAGCCUCCGUUUCCCCGGGUUGUAUGUUGUGGGACAGAGGGACUUGCUGUUCAACUAUAAGAGAUUCUUUGUCAGCUUGCUGCAUGGGGUCUUAACCUCGAUGGUCCUCUUCUUCAUACCUCUUGGCGCUUAUCUGCAAACAGUGGGACAGGAUGGAGAGGCACCUUCAGACUACCAGUCCUUCGCCGUCACAGUGGCUUCGGCUCUAGUAAUAACUGUCAAUUUCCAGAUUGGCUUGGAUACUUCCUACUGGACUUUUGUGAAUGCCUUUUCAAUUUUCGGAAGCAUCGCCCUGUACUUUGGCAUCAUGUUUGAUUUCCACAGUGCUGGGAUACAUGUUCUCUUUCCGUCUGCAUUUCAGUUCACAGGUACGGCGUCCAACGCCCUGAGACAGCCAUAUAUCUGGCUGACCAUCAUCCUGACAGUUGCCGUGUGCUUACUACCUGUCGUUGCCAUCCGUUUCCUGUCAAUGACCAUUUGGCCAUCAGAAAGUGAUAAGAUCCAGAAGCAUCGAAAGCGAUUGAAGGCUGAAGAGCAGUGGAAACGGCGGCAGAAUGUGUUCCGGAGGGGAGCAUCUUCCAGGCGCUCAGCCUACGCCUUCUCGCACCAGAGGGGCUAUGCAGACCUCAUCUCCUCUGGCCGCAGCAUCCGCAAGAAGCGCUCGCCCCUGGAUGCCAUCAUCGCGGAUGGCACAGCUGAGUACCGACGCACAGUGGAGAGCUGAGUGGCACUGCCCUGCUGAGAGACCAGAGCUCUGGGAAAAUGUCUUUUUUUUUUCUUUAAUGAACGACUCAGGACCUUUUAAAACAAACAAACAAAAAAACCAAAAAACUGAAGUUGUCACAGUGAUACUGAUGACAAUAAUCUUUUUAAUAAACUUCUAGGAUUGUGCUGUUAAGCAAUCGCAAGGCCAAGAGACCACCUGUUAUUCAGCCGAUUGUGUCUGCUGAGAUUCAAAGGGAACUUUUUUUUUUUUUAAAUCCAGGCCUAAUGGAAGACGGCAGAAUUUAGAAAAGCCUCCAUUUCAGCUCGAAGGACACUACUACUACACUACAAAGUUACACUACAAAGUUACAAUUACGCCCUUCUAUCUGUGGUCUCAAGCGUGGAUUUCUCAGAUGCACUCCCCCCACACCCCCCACCCCCACGCUUGUCACCUUUAAAAAAAAAAAACAGAAAAAGAAAGUCUGUUUUAAAUGUAUGGCUGCAGUAACAAAGGGUUCCUAAUGUUUAUCACCUGACACCGAGUGGUUUAAUGACUUUUUCAAACUUGGUGAUCAGGCUCCCUGUUUCUCCCAACUAUUGAAAUUUGAAACACGUUUCCUUGAUUGAAUGAUUAAGUGCAAUGUUUCAUUCUGGUUUUGAUUUACUACCAGGUUAAAUAAUAUAUUCUAUAUUUUUGCUAUUUGGUAUUUCCCUGUACUACGAAGUGGUUUGACUUCCUACUUUAAUUUUUCCAAAAAAUGAUUUUUAAAAGUUGAGGACAUUAUCAACUAGUCUUAAGUUCCAUUUAGAUAUGAGAAAUAAAUUGUGGCACUUGUUGCACCGUAAAGGACUAUAGAUAAUGAUAAUGGAAUGUAUAUUUCAGAAGUGCUAGGCAAAAGGGAUUUGAAUGUUUUCAACACAAAGUGAUAACUGAGAAAUGAACAAACUGUGACGUCAACAUUAUACAAUAUACACGGGUCGCAAGGAGCACCCUAUGGCGGGCUACCUUGUGGCUUAGUAGCAGAGUUGGGGGUCUUAGUCCCAUAGCAGUACAAAAAGAAACAUCACACGAUGACCCAUAAAUAUGCACAAUUAUGAAUAACUUAAAAUUGACUAGAAAAGGACAGGACAAUGCCUACUGAAAGUUUCCUUUGGAAGACAACACUAGUUAGCUCUUCCAAGCCACUGGAUGGGCUGGGGUGGUAGGGAAGGAGGAGGGACAAGAGUCUUGACUCUUAAGUGAUAGGAACAUUGUUACUACUACCCACAACAGAGGACAAUGAUACAUACAAAGGUGUAUUCAAACUGCUGCCUGUGGCCACAUUCACCCAAGGAGAACUAUGAAUGUAGCCCACUACAAAAAACGAUAAAGUUACUUAAAACACUAUGAGAUUGUGUGUGUGUGUGCAUGUGUGCAUGCACAUGUACAAUUCCAUUGCUUGGUUCUUGAGUAUGAACUUUGCAGGUUGUUUGUCCCAAUUGUCAGGAGCUUGGACGUACGUACCUAGUACGAGAGUCUGUGGAGAACUUUCCCCUGUAUUUCCUGGAAUCAAAAGAGAGGUCUCCUGUUCAGAACAGAAAAUUUUAAACAAACUAAAAAGCCCAGAGGGCAUCAGCCAUACAUUUGGGAAUAUUUUGCAGAGUUGUCUGUUGAAAAGAAACUGUUUGUGUCCCCCUUUCUAGAAAGUAUUUUAUACCAGUCUUUUGGAGCCUUGCUCUGGCAUCUGUCUUAUGUCUAAGACAAAAAGACAAAAAAAAAAAAAAAAAAGUAUUUUUUUUAUUUUGAAAAAAACAUUAGGCAAUUAAGGAAAAUAUCCUUAAAAAGGUAACUUAUUCACCCCCCGCCCGGGGGACUUUUCUCAUUUUAUUUUAUUUUUUUCACAAAACAGUUUCCCUGCUCUAGUGAAGGCAUCCGUGGGUUACAUAGGUAACUUUUUUCCCUUGCAAAUGUUCAUGGCAGUCUAUGAAUUCCCAAGAGGAAACCAUGUGUAGUUCAUCUUCUAUACACAGGACAGGAAAAAUUAAAUUGUAAUUUCAUAAUGCAUUGUCUACGUGUGAUGAAAGAAUGUAUGCCUAUCUUCUGGAGGUAAAUUUCUGAAAGUUUACAACUUUACCAUGUAAAUAAAAAAGAAUUGUAUGUUUUUCUUUUUUUUUCUUUUUUUUCUUUUUUUUUUUACAGAAAAUUUAGCUUGUGUAAUUUGUCAGUUCCAGGUUUCACUUUCAUUUUUUUUGAAUGGCGGGAAGGGUUUGCAAUGCAAAUGUGUCAAAGACUUACACCGUUGGGUGCAAUAUUAAUAAUUUAAAAUGCAAAUCAUAAAUUAUUUCUAUACGCUGUAAAUCUGAGAUUUAAUGUAUAUUUUUGUUUAAAAAAAUAAAUGCUUUAGUAAAGUA
Molecule: messenger RNA, 6718 nt
Organism: Arvicanthis niloticus (Nile rat)
Lineage: Eukaryota; Metazoa; Chordata; Mammalia; Rodentia; Muridae
Gene: Atp8b1
Product: ATPase phospholipid transporting 8B1
Biological process (GO): Golgi organization; phospholipid translocation
Cellular component (GO): trans-Golgi network; plasma membrane
Molecular function (GO): ATP hydrolysis activity; ATP binding; ATPase-coupled intramembrane lipid carrier activity
Source: RefSeq, a predicted model, not a curated record